UGCGGGGCGACGAAGAAGGCAGGCUACAGCCCCCCUGCCUCGCGGCGUCACUCCCGCGCCGCUCGGCGCGUGUCGGGGUAUCUUCGCUUGCGAGUAAGUGUUUCGCCGGUCGCCCCUUCGCCCGGCUUCAGCCACUACCUGAGGGGGUCGAGCGGCCCGGCGGCUCGGAGACCCAGUGCGCGUCGCGAGAGCUCAGAAGCAGCGGACAGGGAGAGGCCCGUGCGCAGCCCUGGGCGGACGCACCGCUGUUUGGGGGUCCUCAGAGCGCGGCGUAGGAGUCGCUUCAUCAUGAGAAAUCUAAAGUUAUUUCGGAGCUUGGAGUUCAGGGAUAUUCAGGCUCCAAGGAAACCUCAGUGCUUCUCUCUCCGAACUGAACAAGACACAGUGCUCCUUGGCUCAGAACAUGGACUGAUAGAAGUAGACACUGUCACAAGAGAGGUGAAAAAUGACACUCCUUUGGUGGCAGAAGUCUUUCUUCCAGAGGAUGGAAGUGGCUGCACUGUUGGUAUUCAGGAGUUGCUGGAUCACGAGUCUGUGUGUGUGGCCACAGCCUCUGGAGAUGUCCUACUUUGCAAUCUCAACACACACCAGCUGGAAUGUGUCGGGAGUGUAGCCAGUGGUAUCUCUGUCAUGAGUUGGAGUCCUGACCAAGAACUGGUGCUUCUUGCCACAGGUCAACAGACCCUAAUUAUGGUGACAAAAGAGUUUGAACCAAUCAUGGAACAGCAAAUCCACCAGGAUGAUUUUGGUGAAAGCAAGUUCAUCACUGUUGGCUGGGGCAGGAAGGAGACGCAGUUCCAUGGAUCAGAAGGCAGGCAAGCCGCCUUUCAGCUGCAAAUGCACGAGUCUGCUUUGCCCUGGGAUGACCAUAGACCACAAGUUACCUGGCGUGGUGAUGGAGAGUUUUUUGCUAUAGUCGUUUGCCCAGAGACAGGAGCUCGAAAGUUCAGAGUGUGAGGCCGGGAGUUUGCUUUACAGUCAGCCAGUGAGCCUGUGGCAGGAGUGGGACCUGCUCUGGCUCGGAAGCCCUCAGGCAGUUUGAUUGCAUCUAUGCAAGAUAAACCCAAUCAGCAGGAUGUUGUGUUUUUUGAGAAAAAUGGACUUCUCCAUGGACAUUUUACACUUCCUUUCCUCAAAGAUGAGGUUAAGGUUAAUGACCUUCUCUGGAAUGCAGAUUCCACCGUGCUUGCAGUAUGGCUGGAAGACCUUCAGAGGGAAGAAAAUUCCACUCUAAAAACCUAUGUUCAGCUCUGGACUGUUGGAAACUAUCACUGGUAUCUCAAGCAAAGCCUGCCCUUCGGCACCUGUGGGAAGAGCGAGAUUGUGUCCCUGAUGUGGGGCCCAGUGACCCCAUACCGGCUGUAUGUUCUCUGUCAAGGCUGGCAUUACCUCUGCUAUGACUGGCACUGGACGACUGACCGGAGCUCAGGAGAUAAUUUAAGUGACAUGGCAAAUGUGGCUGUUGUUGAUGGAAAUAAGGAGCUGAAAAACAGGAUAUUGGUGACAGUCUUCUGGCAGAGUGUGGUUCCACCUCCCAUGUGCACCUACCGACUGCUGCUCCCACACCCUGUAGCUCAAAUCAUGUUCUCCACACACCCUAAAAAGAGUAACGACCUUGGUGUCCUAAAUGCCAGUAACCAGAUUUUUGUUUAUAAAUGUGGUGAUAGUCCAAGUGUAGACUCUACGGUGAAACUGGGAGCUGUGGGUGGAAAUGGAUUUAACAUUUCUCUUAGAACACUUCAUCAGGACAAGAGAUACACAAUUCAGUUUGAGAAGAGUGAAGAUGAAGAAGUAAACCAACUGAAGCUCAGCCUUCUCACCUGGGUUCAGGAAGACGUUUUCCUGGCUAUGAGCCACAGUCAGUCCACCCCAAGGUCUGUCAUUCACCAUCUGACUGUGGCCCCUUCUGAGAUGGAUAACAAGCAGGGACAGCUCAAUAUUAGUUCAUCUGUGACAGUGGAUGGGGUCAUAAUCCGUCUGUGCUGCAACUCCAAGACCAAGUCAGUAGCACUGCAGGUGGCUGGUGGUCAGAUAAUUAAGUACCUUUGGGAAUCACCCUCUCUGGCUGUUGAACCAUGGAAGAACCCUGGUGAAUUUCUUGUUCGAUUUCUUUAUCUGUGCGCACAGACCGAAUUGGCCAUGAUUGGAGGAGAGGAAUGUGUCCUUGGCCUGACUGACAGAUGUCGCUUUUUCAUCAGUGACACUGAGGUUGCUUCAAAUAUCACAUCAUUUGCAGUAUAUGGUGAGUUUUUAUUGUUAACGACUCAUUCCCAUACUUAACACUGUUUUUGCCUGAGAGAUGCUUCAUUGAAAACUACCCAAUCCUCCCUAGUGGCUUGUCCUGUGUCUAAUGGGGAAUCUCUGCGGAAGGUGGAGAGGGGUUCAUGCAUUGUCACUGUUGUGCCCCAGGACACAAAGCUUAUAUUACAGAUGCCAAGGGGAAACUUAGAAGUUAUUCAUCAUCGAGCCCUGAUUUUAGCUCAAAUUCAGAAGUGGUUGGGCAACUGUGUGGAUGAAAGGAUCUUGGUGCUGAAACCAGGAGUCAGUGCUGUGCCUCUGAGGUGGGGGAGCCAACUUCAGGACACUGGUCCACAAGAGACCUCCCAGCUCCACAUAAUAUCAAAUGGCAAAAAUCUCCCAGAGAUCUACAUCUAAACACCAGCACCCAGCUUCACUCAAUGACCAGCAAGCUACAGUGCUGGACAUCCUACGCCAAACAACUAGCAAGACAGGAACACAACCCCACCCAUUACCAGAGAGGCUGCCUAAAAUCAUCAUAAUUCCACAGACACCCUAAAACACACCACCAGACGUGGAACUACCCACCAGAAAGACAAGAUCCAGCCUCAUCUGCCAGCACACAGUCACUAAUCCCCUCCAUCAGGAAGCCUACACAGCCCACUGAACCAACCUUACCCACUGGAGACAGACACCAAAAGCAAAGGGAACUACGAACCUGCAGCCUGCAAAAAGGAGACCCCAAACACAGUAAGAUAAGAAAAAUGAGAAGGCAGAAAAACACACAGCAGAUGAAGGAGCAAGAUAAAAGCCCAUCAGACCUAACAAAUGAAGAGGAAAUAGGCAGUCUACCUGAAAAAGAAUUCAGAAUAAUCAUAGUAAAGAUGACACAAAACCUUGGAAUAGAAUAGACAAAAUGCAAGAAACAUUUAACAAGGACGUAGAAGAACUAAAGAUGAAGCAAACAACGAUGAACAACACAAUAAAUGAAAUUAAAAGUACUCUAGAUGGGAUCAAUAGCAGAAUAACUGAGACAGAAGAAUGGAUAAGUGACCUGGAAUAUAAAAUAGUGGAAAUAACUACUGCACAGCAGAAAAAAAAAAAGAAUGAAAAGAAUGGAGGACAGUCUCAGAGACCUCUGGGACAACGUUAAACGCACCAACAUUCGAAUUAUAGGGGUUCAAGAAGAAGAAGAGGAAAACAAAGGUACUGAGAAAAUAUUUGAAGAGAUUAUAGUUGAAAACUUCCCUAAUAUGGGAAAGGAAAUAGUUAAUCAAGUCCAGGAAGCACAGACAGUCCCAUACAGGAUAAAUCCAAGGAGAAAUACGCCAAGACACAUACUAAUCAAACUGUCAAAAAUUAAAUACAAAUAAAACAUAUUAAAAGCAGCAAGGGAAAAACAACGAAAAACACACAAGGAAAUCCCCGUAAGGUUAACAGCUGAUCUUUCAGCAGAAACUCUGCAAGCCAGAAGGGACUGGCAGGACAUAUUUAACGCGAUGAAGGAGAAAAACCUGCAACCAAGAAUACUCUAGCCAGCAAGGAUCUCAUUCAGAUUUGAUAGAGAAAUUAAAAUCUUUACAGACAAGCAAAUGCUGAGAGAGUUCAGCACCACAAAAUCAGCUCUGCAACAACUGCUAAAGGAACUACUCUAGGCAAGAAACACAAGACAAGGAAAAUACCUACAAUAACGAACCCAAAACAAUUAAGACAAUAGGAAUAGGAACAUACAUAUCGAUAAUUACCUUAAAUGUAAAUGGACUAAAUGCUCCCACCAAAAGACACAGAUUGGCUGGAUGGAUACAGAAACAAGACCAUGUAUUUGCUGUCUACAAGAGACCCACUUCAGACCUAGAGACACAUGCAGACUGAAAUUAAGGGGAUGGAAAAAGAUAUUUCAUGCAAAUGCAAACCAAAAGUAGUAGCAAAUCUCAUAUCAGACAAAAUAGACUUAAAAAUAGAGACUAUUAGAAGAGACAAAGAAGGACACUACAUAAUGAUCAAGGGAUCGAUCCAAGAAGAAGAUAUAACAAUUGUAAAUAUUUAUGCACCAAACAUAGGAGCACCUCCAUACAUAAGGCAGAUACAAACAGCCAUAAAAGGGGAAAUCGACAGUAACACAUUCAUAGUAGGGGACUUUAACACCCCAUUUUCACCCAUGGACAGAUCAUCCAAAAUGAAAAUAAAUAAGGAAACACAAACUUUAAAUGAUACAUUAAACAAGAUGGACUUAAUUGAUAUUUAUAGGACAUUCCAUCCAAAAACAACAGAUACACAUUUUUCUCAAGUGCUCAUGGAACAUUCUCCAGGAUAGAUCAUAUCUUGGGUCACAAAUCAACCCUUGGUAAAUCUAAGAAAAUUGAAAUUAUAUCAAGUAUCUCUUCCGACAACAACACUAUGAGACUAGAUAUCAAUUACAGGAAAAGAUCUGUAAAAAAAAAAUACAUGCACAUGGAGGCUAAACAAUACACUACUUAAUAACGAAGUGAUCACUGAAGAAAUCAAAGAGGAAAUCAAAAAAUACAUAGAAACACAUGACAAUGGAGACAUGACGACCCAAAAUCUAUGUGAUGCAGCCAAAGCAGUUCUAUGAGGGAAGUUUAUAGCAAUACAAUCCUACCUUAAGAAACAGGAAACAUCUCGAAUAAACAGCCUAACAUUGCACCUAAAGCAAUUAGAGAAAGAAGAACAAGAAAACCCCAAGUUAGCAGAAGGAAAGAGAUCAUAAAAAUCAGAUCAGAAAUAAAUGAAAAAGAAAUGAAGCAAACGAUAGCAAAGAUCAAUAAAACUAAAAGCUGGUUCUCUGAGAAGAUAAACAAACUUGAUAAACCAUUAGCCAGACUCAACAAGAGAAAAAGGGAGAAGACUCAAAUCAAUAGAAUUAGAAAUGAAAAAGGAGAAGUAACAACGGACACUGCAGAAAUACAAAGAAUCAUGAGAGAUUACUACAAGCAAAUCUAUGCGAAUAAAAUGGACAACCUGGAAGAAAUGGACGAAUUCUUAGAAAUGCACAACCUGCCAAGACUGAAUCAGGAAGACAUAGAAAAUAUGAACAGACCAAUCAAAAGCACUGAAAUUGAAAUUGUGAUUAAAAAUCUUCCAACAAACAAAAGCCCAGGACCAGAUGUCUUCACAGGUGAAUUCUAUAAAACAUUUAGAGAAGAGCUAACACCUAUCCUUCUCAAACUCUUCCAAAUAUAGCAGAGGGAGGAACACUCCCAAACUCAUUCUACGAGGCCAACAUAACCCUGAUACCAAAACCAGACAAGGAUGUCACAAAGAAAGAAAGCUACAGAACAAUAUCACUGAUGAACAUAGAUGCAAAAAUUCUCAACAAAAUACUAGCAAACAGAAUCCAACAACACAUUAAAUGGAUCAUACACCAUGAUCAAGUGGGGUUUAUUCCAGGAAUGCAAGGAUUCUUCAGUAUAUGCAAAUCAAUCAACAUGAUACACCAUAUUAACAAAUUGAAGGAGGAACCAUAUGAUCAUCUCAAUAGAUGCAGAGAAAACUUUCGACAAAAUUCAACACCCAUUCUUGAUAAAAACCCUCCAGAAAGUAGGCAUAGAGGGAACUUUCCUCAACAUAA
Molecule: messenger RNA, 5827 nt
Organism: Globicephala melas (long-finned pilot whale)
Lineage: Eukaryota; Metazoa; Chordata; Mammalia; Artiodactyla; Delphinidae
Product: elongator complex protein 1-like
Biological process (GO): tRNA wobble base 5-methoxycarbonylmethyl-2-thiouridinylation
Cellular component (GO): cytosol; elongator holoenzyme complex
Molecular function (GO): tRNA binding
Source: RefSeq, a predicted model, not a curated record